Phanerochaete carnosa HHB-10118-sp is the source of this 2319-nucleotide messenger RNA. RefSeq lists its product as uncharacterized. The coding region runs from base 1 to 2319 and encodes 772 amino acids. The transcript is spliced from 4 exons. The record is from RefSeq and is a predicted model, not a curated record. NCBI's taxonomy places the organism in Eukaryota, Fungi, Basidiomycota, Agaricomycetes, Polyporales, Phanerochaetaceae.
AUGCUCAAUGGGACUCCGCACAGCCUCCGCGCCGUCCAGAUCACCAGGGUCGCCCACCGCGAGGACGAGACUCUGGUUGGCCCACUCGUGGAAGACGAGGGCUCGAGUAACCCGACAUGGAGCACGGCAUGGAACACCGGCCCGGCCUGGGGCUCAGGCACGAAUAACAAUGCCUCUUGGACUACACCGGACACCCCCUCUAAAUCGACCUCCAAUCCCUGGGCGAACUCUUUAGCGCCCGUAUCUCCGCAACGACCUGGCUCACCCGUUCCUAAAUGGGGCACCCCGACUUGGGGCACAGCCGUCGAAACUGGAGGCGGUGGCUGGGGUAGCUCCGCCAAGUGGGGAGUGACGGUCGAUGCCAGCGAUGGCUGGCGCAACGCUGUGGCAUCGGAGACAGCUACCGGUACUGAACCUGGCUGGAGCGACUCACCGGGCACGGGCAUCGAGCCUACCAACUGGACGUCUGCGGAUGCGCUCGAACCCGUGCCGAAGCCUUCAGACAGCCCAAGUACUGCGGCUGGUCCGUCCGCUGCGCCUGCGCCUUGGUCCUCUAAUCCCUGGCAGUCUUCGGUGCGUGACUCUCCGCGACCUGGCUCGCCCGUGCCUCGAUGGGACCCUACAUCGUGGAGCGCAACUGUCAAAACCGGUGGCGACUAUACCACUGAGGCUGGUGCCUCCGUGUCCGGAGACCGCGAUAAUGCCAAAAGUUCAGUUGUCAACCAGGCCACUUCGUGGAAUACUGGCGAUGACUGGAAUAUGGAUAUCGUACCUACAGAGACAGAUCUGGUGCCGAUUCCUGCUGCAAGUACUUCGACUGGCGGUGCUGGAGAUGAUGCAGUCGCCUCGUGGUCGGCCGUUCACGCCGGAGAUCGUGCAGCAGAACAUCAGCCACCGGCUGCUGUGGCUGAUUCAGACUGGCCAAUGACUGACGAGACGUUGCGUCCUGCAACCUUGGCCGAGAAGAAGCCGGAUAUGCAAGCAGCUCCAGACAAGCCACGGGACUCGCAGGAAAGAACGAAGGCCCACUCGCGGACCUCUUCCCGCCACACAACUCCCAUGGAUGUCAGACGCCCGCUACGAUUGCGCUCUAUAUCCCCUGACGUUCAGGGCAGUCCUGUCAAAGCCGUGAGGGCUCUUGCACAAGCUGUCUUGUCCUAUGUGGAGUGGGAAAACGCAAAACAAGCCCUUGCACGUUCGAAGAGCCUCUCCAAAGUGCGCAAAUACGCACAUGCCUGUCCACUAGCACAGGAAAAGAUCAAGCAGGAUCUGAAGCACCACGAGAAGGGAUUUGUGAGAGCCCAGAAGCACCGCAAUGAUGCCUUGCGGGCACUGGCGCUGCAGUCGUCGUGUUUUGAGCUUUCGGACCAGUCAGAAGUGGCUGGACGGACAAAUUCUCUGGAGCGAUUCGAGCGGUACGCAGCCGAAGUCAAAGCGUGGCUCGAGGAUGUGCGGCCGCUCGUUGAGCCUCGACGGCUUCAACACCCGUCGGCAGGCAAGACACUGAAUGCAACGGCCUCUACGAGCGAUACCCGCUUCCCAGCACAGCGGGCUGAUGCACAGCUCAUACAAUUCCUGCGCGACGCCACAGAUCGGAUCGAUCAGAUGGACGUUAGAGUCAGGGAGCUGGAAGCCUACCAGGAAGGCCUUCGAACCGCCGCGCAGGAGUCUGUCAACAGGGCGGGGACGGUGGCAGGUUCCCUUCCAACUCCCAGGUCACAUGCCCUGGGAGAGACCGUGCCACCUGAGCAGUUGCAGACGCAGGAGGUGGAGAUUGCUAAAACGCAGAGCCAGUUAGCGAUGAGACAGGCCGAAGUGGCUGAGGUGUCGCAACGGGGGCAAGUCACGCUUGUCGACUUGCAGCAGCUGCGUGUCGAACAGGAGCAGCUGAGGAUGAGGAUCACAGAACUGAAAGCAUCUGACAACGCUGUACGCCAGGACUUCGACAAGUUGUCGAGCACACUAUCUAGCUUGAAGUCUAUAAUCGCCGAUCUCCAUCAGCGACCUUGCACUUCCAAGACUGUAGCACCAGCACCGGUGCCUCCUCCUCCAGCCUUCACCUACGAUGAGAUCGUCAUUGCUCUCCUCCCUGAACUCUCCAAGGCCUCUCGCGAGGACCUCGACAUGGGCCUCGAGCAACUCCGUGGAGGUUUCGAGAGCGCAACGGCACAGCAAACCAGACAGCUAAACGAUGCUGUUUGGAAACAGCUUCAACCCAUACUUUCAGUUGCUCGUCUCAUCCAAAACGACGAGAUGGCAGAUGGCAGCUCAGACGUAGAAUUUGCCCUAAGUCAGAUAUCAACUAUUGCCUUGGUGUAG